Molecule: messenger RNA, 3058 nt
Organism: Jatropha curcas
Lineage: Eukaryota; Viridiplantae; Streptophyta; Magnoliopsida; Malpighiales; Euphorbiaceae
Source: RefSeq, a predicted model, not a curated record
CAUUGCUUUCCCCAAGUUGGAGUCAUUAUUUCUACAAAAUUUAAAGAAAUUGGAGAAGAUUUAUCACGGCCGUUAUGGGAUGGGGUCUUUCAGCAAUUUAAGAGAAUUAAAGGUCAGAAAUUGUAAUGUAUUGAAGAAUCUCUUUUCGUUCUCUAUGCUCAAGGGUCUUGUGGUGCUCGAAAAAAUAAAUGUAAGCCGUUGUGAAAUUUUGAAAGAGAUUGUUGCUUUGGAAACAAGAGAAGAUUCUGAAAUUAAGUUGCCACAGUUACGCAAAUUGAAAUUGAAGCAUUUACCUCAGCUUACAUGCUUUUGCUCCCAAGGGGAUGUGCCUUCCAUUUCCCAAAAGCCAGCAACAGCUUCUACGAGCUCUGGAGAGGUCAUAUUGGAGGAUGAAUCUGCAACUCUUAACUCUUUCGCUACUUUUCAGCAAAAAGAUUCAAUUCCCCAAUUUGGUAGAUCUGAAAUUAGCUUCAAUCAAUGUGGAGAAGAUAUGGCCCAAUCAACUUACAGAAUUAUCUCCAUGGAUUACAAACUUAACAAGAUUGAUUAUUGACACCUGCGAGAAUUUAAGUUAUUUAUUCACAUCUUCUAUGGUUGAAAGCCUCGCGAAACUCAUACACAUUGAGAUAAGGGAUUGCAAAUCCAUGAAAGAAGUCAUAGUUACAAACCGAGAAGAAAUGAAGAGCAUAAUGCUAUUCCCUAGACUGGACUCCAUCAAGCUCAAAGGACUUCCGAGUCUCAGAAGAUUUUGCACUGCGAAGUUCAUAGAAUGUCCCUCCUUGAAACACUUGCGGAUAAAGAAUUGCCCGCAACUCCAAGCAUUUAUCUCUAGUUCCAGAAGUACAUAUGCGGGAACUAGCGGACAAGCAAACUCAACUCUCUUUGAUGAAAAGAUUUUGUUUCCCAACUUGGAAAAUCUGCGUAUCACGAACAUGCACACAUUGAAGAUGAUAUGGAACGAUGAACUCUGUGUGGAUUCCUUUUAUAGAUUGAAAGUACUCGAAGUAGAGCAUGGAAAAGAACUAUUGAAAGUUUUUCCAUCUAAACAGUUGCUGAGAUUCAAGAACUUAGAAAGAUUGAUGGUUAAGGAUUGUAAUUUAGUGGAAGAGGUAUUUGAUCUCCAAGUAUUGAUGAAAAUACAAGAAGAAACAGAUGUUGCAGCAACCACUCAGACUCAAUUGAGAUAUUUGAUUGCAAGAGAACUCCCAAAUUUGAAGAAUGUAUGGAAUGGGGAUCCUAGUGGAAUUUUGUCCUUUCAUAACCUACAAAAUGUGCAUGCAUGGGAUUGUCCAAAUUUGAAAGAGCUAUUCCCAUUUUCAAUAGCUCAAAGUCUUCCACAACUUGAACUGCUGAAUAUAGAUGGUUGCGGGAUGGAGGAAAUUGUUGCCAAAGAGGAAAGAGCAGAAGCAACUCCUAAGUUUACAUUUGGUCGACUGAAGUCCUUAUACCUUUGGAGAUUAAAUGGAUUAAAGUCUUUUUACUCAGAAAACCACAUCUUAGAAUGUCCGCAGUUAGAAAAAUUGAGUGUCUAUGGCUGUGAUAAAUUGGAAAUUUUUACUUCAGAACCUGGGGAUUUGCAAACAAUGGAUUUGGAGAAGCAGGAGACUCAAUUGAAGAUUCAGGUUCCGCAGCCAUUUUUUUCAUUUAGAAAGAUUAUUCCCAACUUGAAGCAUUUAUCAUUAGGGAACAAGGACACCUCAACGAUUCGUCAAGGCCAGUUUCCAGCACACAAACUAGAAUUUCUUGAAUUGAGUUGUUUUCUUGAUGGUUCAACAGAUUCUGCAUUUGGUCUCAUUCAUAAAUUUCCAAAUAUUAAAAAGCUUACUCUGGCAGCUUCUUCCUUCAAAGUGCUAUUCCAACAUGGUAUUCUUGGUGAAGCUGAAGGGGCUCUCGCUCGGCUGCAAUUCUUAAAACUGGAAACCCUUCCGCACAUGAGCCACAUUUGGAGUGAAGAUUGCCCACCUGACCAUGUUUUCCAAAAUCUUGAAGCUUUAAAAGUAUGGGUUUGCCCCAGUUUGAUUAUCUUGGCACCGUCAACCGCAUCUUUCCAAAACCUUUCUACUCUUGAUGUUCGGCGCUGUGAUCAACUAGUCAACCUAGUAGCAUCCUCUACUGCAAACAGUAUGGGGAACCUCACGAAAUUGACUGUAAGAGAUAGCAAUAUGCUGAAAGAAAUUGUAGCCAACGAGGGAAAUGAAUACCAAUCCCAUUCCCAACCUCAGAUUAUUCUCAGUAAAUUGGUAACUCUAGAGCUCUGUGGCUUGAAAAACCUGACUAGCUUCUGCUCAAUUGCAAGUUGCACCAUCAAACUCCCAUCUUUGAAUGAUUUAGUUGUGGCACAGUGCCCCAACAUGAAGAUUUUCUCUCAAGGAGUCAUAACCUCACCAGAGCUAAAGAGAGUCUAUCAGACACAGGAUAGAGAUAAAUGGCUUUGGAUUGGGGACCUGAAUACCACCAUAAAACAAUUGUAUGAAGAAAUGGUUGGAUUUAGUGGCCUGCAGCAUUUGAAACUCUCAGAAUUUCCCCGAUUAAACAAAUCUGGCACGACCAACUUCCCGUACAGUUAUUCUGCAAUUUAAAUACGCUGGUGAUCGAUGAUUCAGAUUUACCUUUAGCUCAGUUCCAUCCAAUCUAAUACCAUUUUUGGGUAAAUUGGAAGAGCUUGAGGUAAGAAAUUGUGAUGCAGUAGAACGAAUAUUUGGUCUAGAAUGGCUAAAUCUGAGUGGAUUUGUUGGACAUUUUUCAAAGUUAACAAGCUUGACUGUGCAUGGUUGUGGCAAUUUAAAAUAUCUUUUAUCAUCAUCAAUGAUUAAAAGUAUUGUGCAUCUCCAAAGAAUUGAGAUAUGUGAUUGUAAAAAGAUGGAGCAAGUAAUAGUCGGGGACGGUUCAGAAGAAGAAAUGAGGAUGCUACUACGUGAACUAGGGUUCCUGAAACUUGGAGGUCUCCCGAAACUCACACGAUUCUGCACAUGUGAUUUGAUUGAAUGUCCUGCAUUAAAUGAGUUGCAAAUUAAAAAUUGCCCUGUACUGAUGACAUUUGUCUCCAGUUCUGCAAGUG